Messenger RNA from Vigna umbellata (rice bean), 1976 nucleotides. It is a transcript of the gene SPL9, whose product is annotated as squamosa promoter binding protein-like 9. NCBI's taxonomy places the organism in Eukaryota, Viridiplantae, Streptophyta, Magnoliopsida, Fabales, Fabaceae. The record is from RefSeq and is a predicted model, not a curated record. Gene Ontology annotation, molecular function: DNA binding. Gene Ontology annotation, cellular component: nucleus.
CGAGUAUGUGACAGGGACAGAAAAAGUUGCACAAAACGACAGUUACACUUGUUAGGGCCGGGAAUGGUUAAAACUUGAAACGUUGGAUUUGGAUGUGGAGGCAGUGAGGGAAAUUGAAUUGUUGAGUUGAGAAGGGAAGGGAAGAAAAAGGAGAAAAACAAAAGAGGGUACAAUCUGUCUCUCGUAGCUGGCGCUUUACCUCCAUUAUUUUUGGUUUUGGACAGACAAGGGUGUGUUUGGUUCUCUGACUACACUCACUCCUUCUCUCUUCUCAGUGUACCACACGCUGCCACUGCCCACUGCCACUAUGGCCCAGCGUCAACUCUCUCCUUUUCCCCCCUACCCUUCCACCUCCUCUUUUGUCUUCCACUUUACUCUCCCACUACCACUCCUUUGAAUCAAACACAAUACUUUCACAUUCACAACUUCACAACCAACCCCUAUCUCUCUUUCUCUCUCCCUCCUUCUCUCUCUCUCUUCUCUCUUAUUCUUGUCAAACAGACCACAAUGAAUAAUAACAUCAAUAACAAUACACUUUAGCCUGCCACCACACCUCUCAUCACCAACAAUGGGUUCAGACGCUGCUGCCACAAAACUCUCCUCUUCUGAGUCCCUCAACGGUUUGAAAUUCGGCCAAAAAAUCUAUUUUGAGGAUGUGGGUCUGGCUACACCAGCCACUUCUCUUACUUCUGCUGCUGUUGCUGCUGGUGUUACUUCCUCUUCCUCUUCCUCUUCCUCAAGGAAAGGAAGAGGUGGGUCUGUUCAACCAGCUCAGCCUCCAAGGUGUCAAGUUGAAGGGUGUAUGGUAGAUCUGAGUGAUGCUAAAGCUUACUAUUCUAGGCACAAGGUCUGUGGCAUGCACUCUAAAUCCCCUACAGUCAUUGUUGCUGGCCUUCAACAAAGGUUUUGUCAACAGUGUAGCAGAUUUCACCAGCUUCCUGAGUUUGAUCAAGGAAAAAGAAGUUGCCGCAGGCGACUGGCUGGCCAUAAUGAACGUCGGAGAAAGCCCCCACCCAGCUCUCUCUUAACCUCUCGCUAUGCCAGGCUUUCUUCAUCUGCUUUUGAUAAUAGUGGCAGAGGGGCCAACUUUCUGAUGGAAUUGGCUUCAUAUCCUAAGCUUAGUCUGAGAAAUUCACUUCCAACUCCUAGAUCAUCCGAGCUAGCUCCUGGAAGUCAAACCUCCACACUUAGCUGGCACGGCAACGCAGAGACACCAUCUGACAUUUUCUUGCAGGGUUCGGUUGGUGGGACAAGCUUUGCCGGUCCCGGUCAUCCUCCAGGGGAAAGUUACACAGGUGUCACUGACUCGAGCUGUGCUCUCUCUCUUCUGUCAAGUCAAACAUGGGGUUCUAGAAACACAGCACCAAGUCUUGGGUUGAAUAAUAUGAUAAAUUUCAACGGGACACCCAUGACACAACUUUCUGCUUCAUCUCAUGGUGCAUCACUCCAUGAACUUCCAAAUACCUCGUGGUGUUUCAAGGGCAUUGAUUCUGGUAACUGUUCGCCUGAGGUUGUCCCUGAUCUAGGUCUGGGUCAUAUUUCACAGCCUCUGAAUGGCCAGCUCCAUGGUGAGUUAGAUCUGUCUCAACAGGGAAGGAGGCAUUUCAUGGAUCUAGAACAGUCCAGGGAAUAUGAAUCUGCUCAUUGGUCACUUUAAGUGCACUUUUUUUUUUUAUGUGGCUUGUAAUAACAAAUAGCACAAACCUGUGCCUACCUGGUUACUUACCAGACUGAUAUCACUUGCUUGUUUUGGUUUGUUUAAACUGAUAAUCAAGGCGUGGGUGGCCUUGCUUCUUUUGUGGUACUUUCAGGUUCCAAAUGAAUCACCUGAGAGUGUGUUUUGUUACUGUUUUGGCAGCAUAGGUAUGGUGUCAUCUGCCAUUGCUGUCUCCUCUGGAAGUAUUUGUGAUUGGGAGGACAAACUCUUUGUUAUUUGCUACCCCUACUCAAAGCUAUUUGAUAUUAUCUUUUGACUA